This is a messenger RNA of Letharia columbiana, 1365 nucleotides long. RefSeq lists its product as uncharacterized. The transcript has 3 exons. The record is from RefSeq and is a predicted model, not a curated record. Gene Ontology annotation, cellular component: cytoplasm; dynactin complex. NCBI's taxonomy places the organism in Eukaryota, Fungi, Ascomycota, Lecanoromycetes, Lecanorales, Parmeliaceae. Gene Ontology annotation, biological process: mitotic spindle organization. Bases 1 to 1365 code for a protein of 454 amino acids.
AUGUCCACUGUCCGAAAUUACGCUGGUCUUCCAGAUCUGGAUCCUGCACCUGAUAUCUAUGAGACUCCAGAGCUUACGGAAGACACAUCCACACACCCUACUGUUACCACCUUCCGCUCCGAAUCUCCUGCAUCCUCCUACCAUGAAGACGAAGACGAAUCCAGCGGGAUUGUGCGUCAUCGCCUAGAUGCAGACGAAGCUCGAACGCAUUUCCUGCCGAUAGGAGAGCGCGACCCCCCAUCUUCAAGUCGAAUCAGCAGCAAACGGAGAUCUUAUCGAUCUUCUAGUAGGAAGAGGCCGAAAGAUGGGCUUGAGAUCAACGGCAUUAUCAAUGGAAUCGAGAUCUCCAGCGACGAGGAAGCGGAGUCGUUGGAGAGGAAGCUCGCACGGCUACGAAAGGAAGUGGCCGAAGUCAAAGGAGAGUUCGCGCAAAGAAGGGCAAAGAAAGAGGAUGGAGCUUCCCAAGAGCCGCAGCAUGAAGCCGAGAACUUGGAUACUUUGGAUCAGAUCCUGGAGAGCGUAGACUCACCUGAUACUGACGGUGGUGCCGGCGCUGCGGGUCGCCUAACAAAGAGACUCGUGGCCACAACAAAACCAGUAGGGACCUCAGUGUACUCACUGGAUGGACCGGGGUCUCGGCCAGCGCAGCAGAACGCAGCCACCUCUACGUAUACAGUCACCUACGCACCCACCUAUCAAGAGGAACAUACGCUCUCCAAGGUAUCUGACUUUGAUUCGCGUUUGACAUUGAUCGAGGCUGCGUUAGGCCUCGAUGCCAUUCCGUUGCCUACACAGGACAGAUCACCCUUGAAAGCCGUUCUUCCAGCCCUGGAUACCUUGGAAAAGCAGUUGUCCACCCUCUCCAAUUCUACGGACACGUCCCUCGAUAAGGUCAGCCGAAAAGUAAGGCAAUUGACGCAAGAUGCGGAGAAGCUCGAGCAAUCCAGGAAAGCCGCGAAAGCAGUGCAAGAAGCUCUCAGUCCCUCGGGCGAAGAGUCUCCUUCGCUGAACGAUCCAGCGAAAGACGCGGACGUUCUUGAAUACGCUGAGCAAAGCUCGAAGAUUAAUGCACUCUACGGCACUCUAUCUACUAUCGAGUCGCUAGCGCCGCUAUUACCAUCCGUACUGGAUAGACUGAGGUCUCUGCGUUUAAUCCACGCUGAUGCUGCAACGGCAAGCCAAACUUUGGCAAAGCUGGAGAUGCAACAAGAGGAUACAAAGCAAGAGCUGCAAGGCUGGUGCGAAGGGUUGAAGAAAGUGGAAAAUGCAAUGAAGCAGGGAGAGCAAACGGUGAAGGGGAACACCGAGACCGUUGAAGGCUGGGUAAAGGAGUUGGAAGAGAGAAUGCGGAAGCUUCAUUCGUGA